GAGAUUUCGUUGCUAGACAUGGAGAUUUAGAUAUUGACUAUUACAAGAAAGGAACUUAAUGAAAAAUGGAUGAUGACUACGGACAGAUGUAUGGAGGGGAGGAUUUUAUGGGGGAUAUUGGCCUGGAAGAUGAGGCCAUUUUAGACUAUGAUGAUGGAGAUGAUAACCUUGACCUUGGAUCUGAUGAAGAGGAAGAAAUUGAGUCUUUUGUCGGGGACAGGAAUUAUGAUGAGAGAACCCCAGAACCCACCAUAUCUAAACAAGAACAGCUUCGAAUGAUUCAUCUGAGGAGUCAUCUGAAUCAGUUAACAGAAAAAGUCAAGCACCAUCAGUAUCUUACAGAGAAAACAAGAGAAGAACAAAAGCAAUGUAGAAAUCGUAUGUCUCAACUAGAAACAGAGAGAGACCAAGUCUUCAAGGAAAUACAAGGAGCCGAAUCAGAUAAAAAUACGUCAGCUUUAUACAGACUUAGAUCAAGACAUGAGAGGAUUUGUCAGGAGUUGGAAAAUGAACAUGAACUCGAAAAAAUGAUUGCAGAGAGAUUGGAGCAAGAAGAAUAUGAGCUUGCAAAGGUUGAGGUAGAGAGAGGGAAGUUUUUAUUGGCUGAAGAUGACCUAAUUAAACAAGAGCAGCAGCUGGCCAAAGAAAAAACUGACAUGGCUCUCCAGCGUCUCCGUAAGGAAGAAAUGAAGGCAAAAAGGGCUGUUAAACAACAUGCCAGAAGACAAAGAGAUUAUCAGACAGCUAUGGAAGAACAGAAAAGAAGACAACAAAUGGCGCUAGAAGAUGCAGAGAGAAGUCAUGCUAAACACAGCAAGUUCCUUAAUCAAACCAUGGAAAAGUUGCAGAAAAGGCAGGAAGAGGAAAAUGCUAGGUACAAAGAGAACAUGAAGAAAAAAAUGGAAAUGUUACUGAAAUUGAAAGGAGACAUUACUUCAAAUAGGGAGAAUCUGAAAGCUUUACAUGCCAGAGAUAAAGCUGCCAGCAAAGAGGCGAAACAGAAGGAGGAGGAGGAACGCCAACAAAUCCUCCAGAAGGGAGGCAAUCCAGACGAGAUCCUCCUUAUCAGAAAAAGAAUUGAGGAAUUUGAACGGCAGAAAAAUGAAUUUGAAAAUGAAAAGAAAAUAAAGCAAGCUACUAUAAUGGAGAAAAUUCUGGUUGAGGAAGAUAGACUUAAGAAAAGAAAGAAACAACAACCUCAUCUGUGGACAGAUGUAAAAUCAGACAAGUCAAAGAUCAUUGGGCCACAGAAAAAGAAACCAUUGAAGAUUUUUCGAGAGCUGACAGAUUCUUCCAUUUUUGAUGAGGAUUUUAUGAAAGAAAAUACAUAUAUCAUUGAUGGACCAGAAGAGCAGGCUACACAGAGGGAAGAAGGAAAGGAAUCCAUGAGAGCUGAAACUGCUGGUGAGGACAAAAAGGUCACACCCCUCCCUAUUGAUUCUAGUGACUCCAGUGAUGCGGAGUCAGAUGGAGAAGAAAAGGUUGAUUUGGCAGUACCAGAGUUUGAGGGAUUGUGGGAUCAACACAAACCAUACAGAGUCCCAAAAGACACAGAAUCAACUGUAAAAUUGCCCAAUGGAAGCAAAAUGGAGAAGGAAAUACUUGAGAAAGUGUUGGAUAAACACCGCCAGGGGAUUGUUGUCAAGCAGGUGGCUGCCGGCCGGGAAUUCCAGGGCUGUCCUUUCUACAGUAAACCUGAUGUCAUUCACUUCAAGGAUUUUGAAGUUGGGAAAACUUACAAGAAAAAAGUCACCUUGACCAAUGUUUCCUACACUGUGAAUUACUGCAAGUACAUCAACAUAACUGAGAUGCUGAAGGACUUUAUUGACAUUCAGUUUGACCCACCAGGACAAAUGUCAGCUGGAUUGACGUGUGAAAUGAUGGUCACAUUUAAACCAAUGAUUAACGAGGAUCUAUCUGGAGUAGUUAACUUCCUGUCUCAGACAGGGCCAUUUGCAAUUCCUCUCAAGUGUACCACAAAGAAAUGUGAUUUGUCCACGGACACUUGUCGCAUUGAUUUUGGGACAACAGUGAUAGGAGAGACCCUGAAGAGAACAUUUACCCUUACUAACAAGGGAGCCCUGGGGACAAAGUUCGAAUUCUUCAAGGUCACAGGUCAGAAAGAAAGGACAGUGACCACAGCUGCCACUUCUCUAGGAGGCCUUACAACAGCAGACACCAUUAGAGCAUUCAGCCCAGAUUCAACAUCAGUGGUGGCAAAAAAGGAUGUGACUGCUUCCCUGGAGAAAAAUGUGGCAGAGGAGAAAAAGGCUGCUGAUGAGGCAGACAAGGCUAGUAUGGGAGGUAUGGGGACCUCAGAUGAGCAGAAUAGUACCCAGGCUGCUGGGGAGGGACUCAGUGUGGUGGGUGAGGGAGAACAAGGAGAAGAGGAGCAACCUCUACAGGAGUCCCCUGAUUUGGCCGUCAGUGAGAUGGAGGAUUAUGGGACACUGGAUGGGAUGAAGGUGGGACUGGUGGCAUCUGGAGAGUUAGGUCCCUUUGCCUCCACCAAACUGGAGAUAAUUUGGCAACCCCACAUUCCAGGCCGAGUGGACACUGAGUUCUUGAUCACUUUCACUGACCCCCUGUCUGAUAGUAUCUCAAUCCAAGCUGUAGCCAAUGCUAUAGAUGUACCUGUUUGGGUGGAGAGACAGACGGUAGACCUGAAGAUCUGUAUGUUUGACCGUCUAUAUCAGGACACCAUUAUUGUCAACAAUAGAGCAACAACUGCCUUAAGACUUAAAUUUGAAGUCUGUAAAGAACUGAAGAAUCACCUGGAACUGCUGCCAAAAACAGGAUACAUCCAGGCACAGUCUAACUUUUCUGCACAGAUGAAGUUUCUACCCAGGAAAAGUUUGUUUGAAGAAGCUGGAAAGUAUUUUGACAAAGAAACAGGUGUGCUGGAGGCUCCUAUGAUAAUCAGAGUAGCUGAUCAGACCCAACCAGUUCCUUUCACUGUCCAAGCUGUUUUGACCACAUCGGACAUGGAGUUUGACACCACUGAUAUAGACUUUGGCUGCUGUACCAUAUACGAGUCAACAAAAGCCAAAAUAAAGCUCACAAACAAAUCCAUACUUCCCCAGGAAUUUGGUUUUGUCGGCCACCCUGAGUUUGUUGAGGUGCAACCCAAUGAUGGGUUUGGAACCUUGCUGCCAUUGGAAACAAUUGACCUGGAAGUUAUAUUUAGUCCCAAGAAAGCCAAGGAUUACAAAUUCGAACUGAACUGUAAAUCUUUGAUAAACAGGGAGUUUAAGAUCCAGUGUAAGGGAAUAGGAGUCCACCCUCCUUUGGAAAUGUCUCAUCAGGUGGUGCACUUCUCUGCCACCCCCCUGUAUGAUGUGUCCACUGCCUCCUUCCAUGUCAUAAACUCCCACACAAGUACAAACGAAUUCACUCACCCUGUCCCCCGAAUUGGAAAAGGUGAGAUAGCUCCAGUUGGCCCCACUUCCUUUGAGUUUGUAGUUCCAGAGGGUGUUCCAGUGACUAUAUCGCCAUCUGUUGGCACUAUUGAACCUGGAAAGAAAUGCCCAGUGUGGGUGAGAUUUGCACCAGAACUAAAUGAUCUAGACAUUAGGAAGGAGGCAGUCAGAAUGGCCACUAAGGCUUUAGAGGCCCAGGCCGAGAAGGAAUUUGAGGAGAGACAGAAGAGAGAGAGGGAGGAGGCUGACCAGGCUCUGCAAAAAGCUAUAGGCAAAGGAGGAAAAGGAAAAGAUGCUAAAUCUCCUACAAAAGGCAAAGGUAAAACUUCUCCAGCGCCAUCUCUAACUGUGUCUGGACCAAGGCCAAUAACUCCCCCAACUGUGGACACUAUUUCCAAAGACUCCCCUGCGUAUGCUUCUGCAAAAGCCAGCCUUCUGCGACAGUACAGAGGAAGCUUCAGGACUGUCACCAUUCCUUGUUAUGUUGCCAGCGGCAAAUGUGGAAACCCAGGAGAACUUCCCUACAGUGUCCACAACACACUGUAUCUUGAGGUCCAUUGCCCAGUUGUGAAGCCCACACUAGUUGUGAUUUCUGACAAUGGUAAAUCAAUACUAGACUUUGGAGAAGUGUCUCUUGGUCAAAAUAUCAUCAAGUCUGUCACCAUACAGAACAUAUCCAACAAAACUGUAGAGCUUACAUCCUCCAUAUUGAAUACUGGUGGACCUUUCCUGAUGCUGAAUGCUCUAAGAGUUCUGCCACCAGAUGGCACUCAUACCAUACUGAUCUCCUACACUCCAGAAAAGGGAGAAGUGUUCCAUGAGGUUUUGGAGAUACAGACAGGACACACAGCUUUACACAUCACACUGACAGGAAAAGGAGUCAGUCCUAUGAUUGAGAUCAACAUGCCCAUGCAGAAUGGGGUUCUAGAUAUGGGAGCUGUGUUAGCAGGGGAAUACUUAGAAAGAACCUUUAAACUGAUGAACUCCUCUUCCCUGUCUAUAGAUUACUCUAUCAAGUUAGAUAGUCUGUCUCUACAGCGGCACAAUGAAGCUCAAGUCAUUCCAGCAUUUAUACAGAGAAACAAAACUAAUCCUCUCAGUGUGGGUUCACAGAACAACAAUGGUCAGAAUGUAUUUGAUUUGGUUCCCGCGGAGGGGACGGUGCCUCCUGGUAGUAGCAUUGACCUCACUGUGACCUUUGCCCCUGAUCACCCUAGUGACCAUUACUCGGAUGGAGUCCGCAUUGAACUUUUCGGAAAGCCAAAUGUUGUUUAUCUUGGAGAACAGAAAGAGGAAACACAUAAUUUCAUGAUCAAAGGAAUGGCCAAACCUAGGAUUAUGUUUGUGGAUGGCACGGAUGAAAGAACCCCCGAGAUAGAAUCCCUGGCAGAGGAGACCCCAGUACCCACGGAGGACGAAGAUGGAAAACUUUUGCCUACUCCUGUUUUGUUCACACUUAGAAGUAUAGCUAAAGAGAACGACUUUAUCCCUGCGUCCCGUGACCUGAUUGUGGGGUGUGUGAGGACAAUGGCCGUCAGUCAGAAGAAGAAUGGUGAAUUCCAGUUCGAAAAUGUGCAGCUUAUUACUCAAAAAGGUUUCAAUAUUGAACCACAGAAAGGUAUGGUCGAGGCUGGUGGUCUAAAACCUGUCACAUUUACAUGGACUCCACCUGCUGGCCAUGAUCCUAACACCCCUGUGGAGACCAGUGUGAUGUUAACUCUAAAAGGAGAUGUGACGGAACAAGUCAAAGUCAUGUUACGAGCAUUUGUUGUUUCUGAAUGAAUAUUCCAAGUUCACCCUCUCUAGCAAUUCUGUGAUACAAUUUGAACUUCUAAACAAAAAGUUUUCUAUAAAAGAUGUUUAAUGAGAAAAAGAUUUACUUUUACGUUCAAGUGUUUAAUGUUCAAACUUUUGUGGAUAAAGUGAUUGAA
Messenger RNA from Saccostrea echinata, 5350 nucleotides. RefSeq names its product cilia- and flagella-associated protein 74-like. The transcript is spliced from 42 exons. NCBI's taxonomy places the organism in Eukaryota, Metazoa, Mollusca, Bivalvia, Ostreida, Ostreidae. The record is from RefSeq and is a predicted model, not a curated record. Bases 66 to 5201 code for a protein of 1711 amino acids.